CUGCACACAGUUAUCAGGUUAAUGCGCGCCUUUCCCGUUCGAUUGCUGUCUCUGUCUUGGUCUACCGUGCCUUCGUCUUUGCCUCAGGCGGCUCAAGCACAUCUGAGCCAUCGACCCGUCAGACUAGAUCCAUCUAUCUCGAAUCAUGGUUCUGAAGUUGACCUGCAGGGUCUAUUUGCCCUCACACGUGUAAGGGUCCGCGCCCCCGACAAUAUACGAGACGAGACACCACCACUGCCUCUUCCCUCACCCGUGAUCUGGCUCCAGUUCCAGCUCCUGCGUCCUGCAACGCUCGUCAGCUCCCUCAAAUGGCGUAUGCCUCGGUCGCCCAGGCUGAGCAUGAGGCCGUAUAUCGCGAGUCCGAAGCUGCUGACUCCGUCCACCAUCAUCCGCGUUCCUACUCACCUGCCCGCUCUCCAAUCCUUCCCGAAAUCUCGAGUCCACCGCUGUCCCUCCCACUGUUCGAUCACUUCUCGCGAGAUGGCGAUCUUUCGGUUGUCUCUCAAGCGGGACCAAGUUCCGUAGGCGUGGGGUCUCUUCUUAAGUCGCUGUCUUCCUCGCAGUCGUACCAAAUGGUAGAAGAGGAUGACUACGAGGAGCCGAUGCCCAGAUACCCAGAACCUCUAGCACUGCGAUCGAAAAUGGACGGUCUGCCUUCCGCACAGGACACACCCACAUUCCAGAAAGAAGAUACUCCAAUCAGAACAGCCUCAAUCAGCCGUCACCUGCCCUUGAACCACCCGACCCCGGAUUUGCAGUCGCUGCAAGGGGCGUUGGUAAAAAAUGUGGAACGUCUGGAAGAAAGCGCGGAGCGUCUGAGCAUGACCUCGAGCCUAGAGGAUGGGCUGAACAAGAUGAAGCAGGAUCAAAAGCGCCUGGAGCGGCAGUCGUCUGCUCCGGCGAAUCUAGACAACGCCCUUCGCCCGGCGGUCCAGAGACAAUACUCGACGGGAUCAUGGUCGAAUUCAAUCAUCGGCGUCAAUCAGAUGGCCAGGUUGGGAGGAUAUUCUCCCUCAGGCUACCAGAUUACAUCUCCAACUGGUUCAAUUCGCUCCGGACCCUAUCCGCAUCAGCAACACAUUGAGCGUCACUCUUCAAAAGGGAGUCGCCGCAGCCAUGCUCUGCCCCCGUUGGAAGGCCGGCCGCUGGACUUGAGCCCGGAUCGUCGUGCCUCUAUCUCCAUAUAUCCCGAAGACGAAGUAGGCCCCAAUCCCCUGCGUCGAGCGUCCGAUGGGUCGGUCCAGGAGGAAAGACCGACCACCUCUGCUUCCAACGACACAUAUCGACAAGCACAAGCCGCGUUCAAUGACUUUGACGGAGUGCAUUACGGCGAUCCGACGUCCCACGAAUCAGCUGCCGCCAUAUCACGACGUAUCUCUCUCAAUCACCCUCCGCUUGCACGGGACUCGAAGGCUUAUAAAGAACCUCAACCGGGAGAAAGAAUGAUCUACUAUCCGGCGCCAGUUCCAGUCAUGUUGAACCUACCACAGAGACUUUCAAAGUUCAACAUUAGUGAACGAGACAAACGUCGGCUCCAGGCGCUCAGUGGCAUCCCAGAUGAUGUGCGGAAGUCGGCUGUCUGGCUUCGAGAGGAAGACAAUGCCAAAUUGCAAGGUCAAAGCAACGGAUUCAAAUUACCCCCCCAGCUGCGGGCUAGCGCCUUCUUCGAGCAGCCCAGUGUCACUCAAGACUUACAGCUCAAAAAUGGCUCAGCUGUGCAGACAUUGGACAGUAUCUUAGAUGCCGCUGCACACGCUCCUGUCUCUGCAUUCACUGAUCAUCCAAUUGCCGGGCAUCUCGGAAAGGAAGUGUAUGGUCCAGAUGACUCUCCUCGGAAGAGUGUGCAAUUAGCCGAAGGGAAAGCGAAGAAACGUCGAAGUUCUAUUAGUACAAUGCUUAAGACGAGACGAUCAAGCACUGCCCUUUCCAGCUCGGGGCUGCUGCGUUCAAAAUCAAGAGGCUCUCAAAAUCUGGACGUUGAGGACCAAGCGAGCGGGGACGAACUUGACCGAGCGGCAGCGGAGUCGAUAUCACCGGACGCUGACGAGAUAUCUGAUGAAGAGGAGGACAAGAAUGUCCCCCCGCCAGGAUUUUCGACGGCGCCGACGACUCUCCUUGCCGAGUUACAGAUGCGUAAGGAACAACAGAAAUUACGCAAUCGUACUGCCGCAGACGCUUUCCCGAAUGGCAUGCACUCGACUUUGCUUGAGCUGGACGCUGUUACUCAGCUUCAGCAGAGAGCCCGAAAGACUAAGCAUGUCACUUUGGCUUGGGAGGAUCACGAUGAAGCGAAUAAACAAAACUUCGAUGAUGAGGAUGUACCCCUCGGUGUCCUCUUCCCAGAAAAGGAGAGAGCAGAACAUGCGAAUACCAAUCGACCAAUCGGGCUCCUAGAGAAGCGGGAGCUGGAGGACAACGAGCCUUUGAGUCAACGACGAGCGAGGUUGCGAGGCGGGCCGCUUCAGACUGCAAAAUCCGAGGUAAAGAGCCAGAUCGAGGAGGAAAGCCGGCCUCCUUUCAUUGAAGAUGUACCGGGUCUUACUCAAGAACCUCUGCCCGAAGACGAAGAUGAGACUCUAGCUCAGAGGGCAGCAAGGAUGAAGCUGGAGAAAGAGAAGGGCACUGGAGGCCAAUUUACGGAAGAGUUGACCUCUCAAUUAGGUCUCAACAGUACCAACAACGCACCCCUGCCGUCAAAGACUCCAGAUGUGGAGGAAACAUUAGCACAGAGGCGAAAGAGGUUGAAGGAGGAAGCAUCCGCCAAUCCGCAGGCCCAUCAACAAGUCAAACCCAUGCAUAGUCUCGCCGAUUUGCUCCAAGCUCAUCCAGUGGGUGCCCAGUCGAAACCAGCUCAGCCUAUGACCAAUUCGAACCAGGUAUACACCUCGAUGCAAAACCCAAGUUGGGGUUAUCCUCAGCAAAACAUCGCCUUUAAUGGGUCUUAUGGAUAUCCGAACAACGUUGGGUACAUGAACAGAGGAUUUGGCGCCCCGUUGCCCACCUACAUGCAGCAGACAUAUCCUUACGCAUAUGGCAACCAGCCAUACAUACCAGACCCAAUGAUGGGCCCACCUUUGGAUCCCAAACAGCGGGCGCAGAUCGAUCGCUGGCGGCAGAGUAUUGUACAAUGAUUGCAUUAGUCUGGCGCAUUGGUUUUGUCAUGUAUCUCUAUGGUCCUCCGUUAUUGGGUAUCGUCCAAGGAAGAAUUGGAAGCAGGGGACCAACCACUCUCACUGGAGCUUCUAAUCACUUGGAUGGAAUAAUGAAGACAAUGUACGAUUAGCAUGAGCAAGACACGACCAGACCGGUGCUAAGGAGUAUCGGUAUCACGGUUGGACGGACAGGAGGGGGCCGUUAUUAAUGCUUAGGGUAGAGGUAUGCUGUAUGGACAAGAUGUCUGCACGGGUAAUUUCCACGUGGC
Messenger RNA from Cladophialophora immunda, 3421 nucleotides. RefSeq lists its product as uncharacterized. Bases 309 to 3131 code for a protein of 940 amino acids. The record is from RefSeq and is a predicted model, not a curated record. NCBI's taxonomy places the organism in Eukaryota, Fungi, Ascomycota, Eurotiomycetes, Chaetothyriales, Herpotrichiellaceae. The transcript has a single exon.